Molecule: messenger RNA, 5088 nt
Organism: Erpetoichthys calabaricus (reedfish)
Lineage: Eukaryota; Metazoa; Chordata; Cladistia; Polypteriformes; Polypteridae
Gene: usp45
Product: ubiquitin specific peptidase 45
Exons: 18
Coding region: 217-2664 (815 amino acids)
Biological process (GO): protein deubiquitination
Cellular component (GO): nucleus; cytosol
Molecular function (GO): cysteine-type deubiquitinase activity; zinc ion binding; cysteine-type endopeptidase activity
Source: RefSeq, a predicted model, not a curated record
ACGUUUGAAAACAGCGGCGUGGUCACGAGAAGUAGCUCUAUUCCUUACAGCCGAGUCUGGCAGGAUUGUCUGUAGUGUUGGGGUUUGUAAUCAAACGAUUUCAGUCGUGAAUUGGAUUUAAAUCCAUACAGUCCAAAGAACGCAUUUGGCAACAAAAAGGGCGUUCCAAAUUUUAGCGUCACCGAAGUCAGUUACGUGUUUUUAGAGACGUUACAGAUGAGGGUGAAAGAUCCUUUGUCUUUAAAAAGUGCAGAAAUAUCAAAAAAGGCCAACAGACCAAAAAAACACAGAGAUGAAGAUUCUUCUGACGAAAUUACAGGAGUUCCUUGUCAACAUGUUAGUAGAGCAGUAGAUGUAACCUCUGUGAAAAAAGCUGUGACACAGAGUGUAUGGUCAGUCUGCUCAGAAUGCUUGAAAGAAAGAGUUAUGUGUGAUGGGGAACCUUCUGGACCAUUUGAUGUCUUGCUAUGCCUUAAGUGUGGUUUCCAGGGUUGUAACCAGUCUGAUGGUCAGCAUUCUGUGAAGCAUUUCCAGGCAGCUCAUUCUGAACCUCACUGCAUUGUUAUCAGCCUAAGCACUUGGAAAGUAUGGUGUCAUGAAUGUAAUGAAGAGUUAUCAACACACUGUAACAAAAAAGCCCUUGCCCAAAUGGUUGAUUUUCUUCAGAAGCAUUCAGCAAAAGCACCUUCAGGUUCCUCAUCUAAAAUAAUUAAAAUACGAGGAGAAACAGAAAGCAGUGAUCUCAUUAAGGGGAGAAUUCCAGUCAGUAGCACAUUGGUACCAGUGAAAGGCCUUAGUAAUUUAGGGAACACCUGCUUCUUUAAUGCAGUUAUGCAGAAUUUGGCACAGACACACUUAAUGAAUGACCUGAUUACAGAAAUAAAGGAAAAGGGAUCAAAGUUAAAAAUUUGUCCUUCAGCAGAAACUAACUUGGAUCCGUUGGUAGUGACCCUCCCCAGCCCCGAGCCAUUGACAUCAGCCAUGUUCCUAUUUCUUCACAGCAUGAAGGAAGCAGGAAAAGGACCUAUUUCUCCAAAAAUAUUAUUUAAUCAGAUGUGUCAGAAAGCACCACGCUUUAAAGGAUACCAGCAACAAGACAGUCAGGAAUUGCUUCAUUAUCUGCUGGACGCUAUGCGAGUUGAAGAAACAAAGCGUAUCAAAGCUGGCAUCCUGAAAGCUUUUAACAAUCCCACAGAAAAGACUGCAGAUGAUGACACUAAAAGGCAAGUGAAAGCAUAUGGGAAGGAAGGCGUAAAGAUGAAUUUUGUGGAUCGGAUCUUUGUUGGUGAAUUAACCAAUACAAUUAUGUGUGAAGAAUGUGAGCAUAUUUCUACUGUUAAAGAAGCUUUCAUUGAUUUGUCUCUCCCAAUUAUUGAAGAAAGGGUUUCUAAACCUGUCAAUAUGGGUAGAGCUGCAAAGACCAGUAAACUUAGUGAAAGAGAUUGUGAACACUUAACCUCAGCUACUGAAGACACUGCAUAUCCUACGUUUGCUAUUCUGCCAAAGAACACAAAAAAGCAUGGUUCUGGAAGAGAUAAGAACAAUGUGGGCAACACAAAGAAACAGGAACAAACGUUGUCUGAAGGUGAAAGAAGUGCCAAUGAAUUUAUGCAACAAAAUGUAGAAGAUGAGUCACCCCCACCACAGUCAAAAUGCAAUCCUAAUUAUGGUGAUCAAAAGAUGACUAUUAAUGGCAGUCACUCUGAAAUCAGUGAUGGAAGUAAUUUAGACAGCAGCAAUGAUGCUGAUAGUGAAGCUUCUGAAAGUGAGAGCCAUUCAAGACAAACUGUAAAUAAUAGCUGUAGUGAUGCUGUAAGUUCAGAAAACUAUAUAUCAGUAAAGAGUGACUCUGGACACAACAAAAACAAAGACCUCAAUCAUAGUGAUACUUUCACAACUGCAGUUUCCAAGCUGAGUCUGAACAACAUGAAUGAGACACACAGCCUCAGUGCAAUCCAGAAGGAACAGUCGGAUAUUACACUGGGUAGUAAGGAUUUGGUGAAAGAAAAGCCUGUGGUGUCUCAAAAUCCACAAAUUGCAUUUCAGUCCCUGUCUAGCACCUAUGUACCCUGUGCCAAAGAAUGCUCCAUCCAGUCAUGUCUGUAUCAGUUCACCUCAGUUGAACUUCUGAUGGGCAACAACAAACUACUAUGUGAGAACUGCACAGAAAAAAAACAAAAGCAUCAAAAAAAGACAUUUACUUCUGACAAAAAGGUAGAUAAUGUAUACACAAGUGCACGUAAACAGAUGCUAAUCUCUGCACUCCCGCCUGUUGUCAUUCUCCAUCUAAAACGCUUUCACCAGGCAGGCAUGACUUUGCGCAAAGUGAAUCGACAUGUGGACUUUCCUUUGGUUUUGGAUUUAGCUCCUUUCUGUUCAGCUUCAUGCAAGAAUAUUGUUGCUGGUGAGAAGGUUUUGUAUAGUCUUUAUGGUAUAGUAGAACACAGUGGUUCAAUGCGUGGUGGCCAUUACACAGCAUAUGUAAAAAUCAGGGCACCACCAAAAAAACAGGAUUACAGAAAGCAUGUUAUGGGUCUAAAAGAAGCAACUGGAGGAUUGCCAGGUCAAUGGGUCUAUGUCAGUGACACACAUGUACAAGCUGUUCCUGAAUCAAGAGUGCUCAAUUCUCAGGCCUAUCUGCUUUUUUAUGAAGAAUUAUUAUAGUUAAUGGGCUUUAGCCUGGCACAAGUGACUUUUACAAAAGCAAUAUGAUAUUGUGGUUAUGUGAGGAGGGGAAAGCAAUGUCAAAACAGAUUACUUCAUAGUACAGCUGAUUAUGAUACAUUUAAAGUACUGCCUCAGCUUGUUUGCUCUUUAAUAAUGAAAAUGAUGAUAAUUUAAGCAUAAUCAAAUAUGUUUAUAUAGUACAUAUUUUUUUCUCUGAUAGGUUAAGAACAUAUUUUUGUUGCAUGAUUAUAAAUGCCCAGUCUAGAGCAAAUAAAUAUCAUUUUUAAAACAGCAAUUGAUACACAUACAAAAAAUUUAGAAACUUAUGUCAAUUUAAAAUCAAUGGAUGAAAAUAGGAUAUGAUCUUAUCUUUUUCUCCCUGCCAAAAUGUAUACUGUUUUGAUAUAAUGUUUAUACUGAUAGAUUUGUAAUCAAAAGCCAUUAAUAUGUUUUAUUUCCUGCACUGUAUUUGAUAAAUUGUACUACUCAAUACAAAUGCAUUACAGGUCCUGUGCGGUAGCUGGCAUACACUGAUUUAUUUGCACAUUCAGUAUUAGGUAGUGUUUCAAUUGGAUAUUGCUGAAGAAAUUCUUUUUUCUUAAAAACAGCUGAACAUAUUGCACUUUAAAUUUUAAAUUUAGUUGCAAAGCUCCAAAUAUAUAUUUUUCAUUUUGUACUUUGAAAAUGCAGUGUAUAUCCUAACAGGAGCAGAUGAAGAAAACAUGCAGAUGUUCUUAUUAUAAUUUUGAGGGAAAGAAAAUACUGAUGUUCACUUGCAAUAAUCCAUAUUUUGACAUAAUUAUGCGGCAGAUAUGUUAUUUUUUUAACUUUAUUUUCAUAAAAAGUAAAUAGGAAUGUAAUGGGUGUGUUGUAACUUUAUUUUACUGUAUUUCUUAUGAUGAACAAAGGUUCAUUUAUAAGGUUUUGUCGCUAUUAGUCAUAAUUCUUUUUUUUCUUACAGUUGCAUUUGCACUUUCAAUGUAAAGAAUAAUGAUUGGUAAAACUUUCGUGGAAUGCCAUUCAUGUAUCUUAAAAAGAUAUCUAUGUAACAGAAAAUAUGAAUAAACCACAGAAUGGCUUAAAGGUUUUAUGUUUUACUGCUUGUAAAAAUAAUAGCAUCUCUACAUGCCCCAUUUAACAUUGGAAAGUUUAAUGUUAAAGGAAAGCAAACAGUGGUUUUCUGUGUAGAAAUACUACUUCUGUGUAUGGGUGAAAGUACACUUUGUUUCUAUAUAUCUCUCUUGGCUCCUGUCCAGUGUCUGCAUUUUUGUGGUAACUCUCAUUAUACACCUUUCACUAAAGAUUUACAGUCUCUUAUUGAUCCGCCAUUGAACAAACACUUAUUGACAACAUUUUCUUUUACUUUUUCUCAAAAAAGCUAUAUUCUCAGGCUUAAAAUGUAUGUUUCUUGUUUUAGAACCAAGUUAACAUUUAUAUUGAAACCACAAAAUCAAGUAGUGUGCUAUCACUGAAUUUCUAACAUUACAGAACAGUAUUCCUUUCGGAAAUUCAUUGUUGUCUAGUGCACUUCAACCAAGACCAGUCUUGUCAUAUGUCACAGUCUAGAGAUGCGAUGCAUAAUUCCACCAUGAUGGCAUAUCUUUUGAAAAAUAACCUAUGGCAUGGCUAGCAUUUAACACUGAUUACAAAAGAAAACAGUCCUACCAUAGAGCGAAUUAUAAUUAAGAAUCGAAUAAUGAUGAUGUGUGAGAUAGCAGGUAAUACACAUAUCAGUUAUGGGUCAGCUGAACCUUUUUGAAACAUAAUCAAGGUCUGUGCAUGUUGUGUGCUCCCAGAGUUGAUUCCUAAAAUGAAACAUUAGAUAUGUUGAAGAUUCAACAAAAAUUUUGACAUAAUAAAAUCCUGACUAGGAGGAAUUUAAAAGAUAAGCUGAGUUUUUCAAGUUGAAGUUAUUUUUCACAAUUAUAUAUUAAUUUGCCACAUAAAGUUGUUUUCUAAAGUGUUUUUUUUUUACAUUUUAAAAAUACUUUGUUCUUGCUGAUUGCAAUGGAGUUCAGCAUUCUUAUGUGAUAGAAAAAGCCAUAAAACUUACCAAAUACAUCCACUUUGAAGCAGCAAAGGUUUUAAUUUAAGAAAAUAUGCCUUCUGUGUUUAUGAGGCACUCUUGUAAUAACAGAGGGAAACUUGAAAUAAUUAUAUUAUGACAGAUCCUUGUCCUAUUUUCUCUUUGUCCUAUUUUUGUGUUUGCAGUGACCACAGAGUUAUGACAACCCAAUGCCGAACCACCCAUUACAAUUCUUGUUGUUAGUUUACAUCAGCAACGAAGCCAGAUGCACACUGAAUGAGACUGUGGUGAAAAGAGCACAUAGGAGUUUUAUUGUACUUUGUACAAAUAACACAUCUGAACUGAUUACGUGGUAUUUAUUGUAUAUUUAAUAAAAGCCUUAGAAGUUUUAAAGA